This is a messenger RNA of Seminavis robusta, 771 nucleotides long. The record is from the annotation of a GenBank genome assembly. NCBI's taxonomy places the organism in Eukaryota, Bacillariophyta, Bacillariophyceae, Naviculales, Naviculaceae.
AUGAAGAACGGCCAAGCCAUUCACACUACCACCAUGGAUUCUUCUCCCAAGCAACCACGAAACAACAACCGACAGCAGCGGUUCCGCAAGCUCGCUGGAGCCACAAAUCAGAUCCCCAUCAUGCUGGAACCGGAAGAAGAUCGCAUCACUUCGCCGCCCCUGGAAAUCUACGUGAACGAGUUGUCCGUGUCUGGGUCACUUGAGGCUUCCUCUUCUGCCAUGACGGAUAUAACUUUUGAGAAUAGUUGCUCGAUGAAUCUGAGUGGCCUCUUCUCCUUAACCUCGUCCAUGAGUUCACUGGGCGGAGAUGGGAUCAACGUGACAACCGCCUGUGCAUCGGGUGAUGAUGAAGAAGAAAACCAACGACGAUUGCCCCCAAGAGGACAGAGCUGUGGCCGCUCCAAACGAGGUGGUCGCAAGGGUGGCGUCAUGAGGUGGGCCAGCAUGCCACAAAAGAAGAGCCCGCACAGCCGAGCUGCAGCGACGGAGUCACCACCUUGCACUUGCACCCAAAACAGUCCUCGCAUUCCUCGUCGACGAGGGAGCAACGACUCCCUCAACACCUCUGAUUCUAUUAAUAGCAGUGCCAACAGGAAAUCGGAGGAAGAGCACCACCACCAAGGGGACUGUGGUGCAUGCAAGACCAGGCAAAAGCCAAAACUACCCAUACGCAAGGGAAGCGCUGCAUCGCUGUUUGAUGAUAGUUUUUCCACAACUAGUUCCUCUACAGAGGAGGCAGACGAAGUUGUCCUGUCAGCCCAUGCUGCAUAG